Onychostoma macrolepis is the source of this 3717-nucleotide messenger RNA. RefSeq names its product centromere protein J (gene cpap). Bases 175 to 3561 code for a protein of 1128 amino acids. NCBI's taxonomy places the organism in Eukaryota, Metazoa, Chordata, Actinopteri, Cypriniformes, Cyprinidae. The transcript is spliced from 15 exons. Gene Ontology annotation, biological process: cilium assembly; centriole elongation. Gene Ontology annotation, cellular component: centriole; nucleus; centrosome. Gene Ontology annotation, molecular function: tubulin binding. The record is from RefSeq and is a predicted model, not a curated record.
CUCCCAUCAUGCACCGGUGCUCGCGGUUUCAUUCGUCAGUCUCGCGGGCUACGCUUUGUUAUGGCGGUAUCGUUCGAAACUUACCGAAGUUCAGACGUCAACUGCUGAAAUAUUUAAAUACCCAAGUCGGCAACCCAAGCCAAGGGUUUGAGCCAGGUCAGCAUCAUCAUCAUCAUGUCGUCUCCAGCUGGACUCCAGCAAGGGCAGCUUCACUUCCUGUCCCAGUGGAUGCCGGACAGCUCCCGCGCUGGGGUGAUAUUACACGGGUCCCCAGGAGAAGCCGGUUUAGGGUCGGUCCGGAGCAGCGGCAGUCUGGUGGUUCAGGAUCCAGACGACUCUUUCAGCUGUCAGUUUGCCCCGCUGCCCCUCUCCCGGAGCAGCAGCUGUGCCAGUGUGGAUGUGUGCAGUCCGGGUGGAGGUGGCAAGACACUCAGGGAAACUGAGCUGUUUGAUGCAUCUUUAAACACUGAGAUUCAGAGUAUCCAAGAUGUUUUAAGAAACACACGGGAUCUGCCAUUAAUAGCUAAGCUUGAACAGCUGAAGCAAAUGCAACAUCGCAUGCAAGAGCAGCUAAAAGCCCACCAGCAGGAACAGCUGCUUAGACUACAACAUGAACCACAAAGACUUCUGGGAAAACCACAGAAUACUGCAGAGAUCACUGGGUGGAACCAGGAACAAAGUGUGGUGGAGAUGAACAGUGGACAUGAUGACAGUGAUCGUAAUUAUGAAGAAUCACUUCAGUCCACUAUUGAAGAGCAAACUAUGUACAAAAAAGUGUGUGACUCAGAGCUACAAGACAGACCUAUCAAAUCGGGGUUUGGUGGGAGAACAUUUGAAGAAAUACUGGAAGAGCAGCUCAAGAUGGAAGACCAGAAACUGAUGGGCAAGAACGCUCUGGCUGAAAGUGUGAAGGUGAAAAGACCCUUUCUUAAACGAAGAGAAGGUCUGGCCAGGUUUACCAGGGGAAAAGCCGCUGUGCCACCACACAGAAAAAGUCCACCUAACCCCAAGCCCUCCUCAUGUCCAAAUCCAAAAGUUUCCCAACACCUGGACAUGAGGUCCAACAAGAACUCUGUCAAAAACAAAACCGAAGGCUUAAGAUCCACACAUCCUGUGAUCCAACGUAAGACUGCUGUGCUCAACAAAGAGAAUAUUCCUCAAAAUAAAACCACAGCGCCAGUCACCAAGAUGACCGUUCAACCUCGUGUUCUUGUUGGACACCAGAAUGAGAAUAUGAGCCCCAUCUCAGCUCAGUUCCAACAGAAACCUGAUCCCUCGUUCAAGCAGAAGAUCAACAGUGUCACCACAGCAGACAGCAAUAAGGAAGGAGAAUGUAGUGGUGUGGAGGAUAAUGCAUGUGUUGCAGAAAACUCAUUUGAGGUGUGGUUCACAGAGCGGAGACAGCGCUGGGAACAAGAUCAACAGCGUGAGUGUGUCGAACUCGGAGAGUUUGAGUUGCUAGAACGAGCAGCGGAUGAAAUAUCCUUCUCCAGCAACUCAUCCUUCAUCAGCACUCUCCUUCAGAGAGACCGCAGGCGUCUCUCCUCCACACCCAUCAAAGCGACCAGUCAAUCUGCACUACCUAGCCGUGGUCAAGGUCCCGCAGUAACUCCUGAACCCAUGUUGGGUCCUAGUGCACCAGUUCCUCCUACAAACACUGCAAUACAGAGGGACAUCAUUAGCAUAGGACCGAAAGAACAGAGAGGGUUCUCCAAAGAGGAAACUGAUGAAAAGUUGGAUGACAACUCCUUGAGUUGUAAUUCAGGGUUGCAACCCCUUCCCAAUCUACUCAUAACCCACUGCUUUCAAGUGCCUACCACUCUGCCUUAUGAUAAACGCACCUAUCAAGACAGGGAUGGUGCCAGCAGUCCAGACGAGGAUGAGAGGAGUUUGAGUACCAAUGGAGACUCUACUCUCAUAGAAUCAAGGGCCCAGUUAGAGUUUGAUGAUGAUGAUACCUGGAAUGAACCCGAGGAGGAGUCCUGUUGUCCUGCAGAGGAAUCCCCAUCAGAAAGGGCUCUGAAAAGGAAGGUUGCUUUCUCUAAAGGGGUAAAACCAGCAGGUGGCAGUCCACAUGCAGUUGGAAGUCUGAAAGAAGCCCCACCGACAUCUCAGUUGGUAUCAAAGCUGUUUCCAGCGCUCAAGUCUAAACCUUCUCCUCUGGUAACAGUGGUGCAGGUUCAGGAACCACAGAGCGUGCUCAGUGAAGAAGGAGCAGCUCAAUCGAGACUUCUUCGUGAGCGUUUGGUGGAGCUGGAAACUGAGAUUGAAAGGUUCAAAUCUGAGAAUGCAGCACUGGCCAAACUAAAGCAGGAAAACCAGGACACAAGAGAUAAUCUCAAAAAAGAAAAGGCUGAAUUUGAAAAGAAGAGGAUGGAGGAAAUUGCAAAAUGGGAGGAGUUUAAAAGGGAGGAACACAAGAAAUUGCAGCGUGAAAGGAAGCUUUUUGAAAAGCAUGCAGCAACUGUGAGAGCAAGACCUGAUAAACAAGAACGAGAUGAGAUCCAGGCUCUAAAGCAGCAGUUAAAUGUGCUGCAGGAGGAUUUGCGCAAACGAGAGUCUCGUUGGAGCAACACACAGAGCCGUCUCCGACAGCAGGUAGACGCUCUGAGUGCAGAGAACGCGUCCCUCAGAGACCAAGUGCGGACACUGGAGAAACUGCGCCUCAGUGUGUGGAAGAGUGCUGAGAAAGAGAAGGAAAAAGGAAGGUUCUCCGUGUCUAGCAAUAAAACUAGUACUGGAUCCAAACAUACAGAUUCCAGGAGUCCGUCUCAGAGCUCAAAAAACAACAGCAACAGAAAGGGAAGUCCAGAGACACAGAUCCCUCUCGCAAACUCUGCUUUUUUCCCUGAACAAAUGAAAGAGAGUAUCAGCUUCAAAUAUGAGCCAAGUCCAGUGGAAACCCAGUGUUCGGAUGGACUAGUUAUGACUGAGAUGAACCAUGAUGCUCCACUAAUUAACUCGCUCUCUGCCAAUGAACAAUCAGAGAAGGAACAGGAAGAGAUCACGCAAUCAGACAAGAUUGAGAAGGUGUUUCCUGAUGGAGGCAGACUUCUUGUUUUUCCAAAUGGCACGAGGAAAGAACUUUCUGCAGAUGGGCAGACAGUCAAAGUUAUGUUUUUCAAUGGGGAUAUGAAACAUACAAUGCCUGAUCAAAGAGUGAUUUAUUACUAUGCAGAAGCUCAGACCACACACAUUACCUAUCCAGAUGGGAUGGAAGUGCUUCAGUUUCCUAACAAUCAAACAGAGAAACAUUUCCCUGAUGGUCGUAAGGAAAUCACUUUCCCUGAUCAGACGGUCAAGACACUUUAUCCUGAUGGAAGAGAGGAAAGUGUUCUCACAGAUGGAACAAUAAUACAGCUGAAUCCGGAUGGCAGUAAGGUGAUCCAGUUUAACACAGGUCAGCGAGAGAUCCACACUGCAGAUUUCAAAAGACGAGAGUAUCCAGAUGGUACGGUUAAAACAGUUUACUCAGAUGGACGGCAAGAGACACAAUACCCAACAGGACGCGUGCGGUUAAAAGACGCACAGGGUCAUGUCAUUAUGGACACGAAGGCAUGAAAGACCCAAAAUUUUGGUUUUAUUUUAAAUGAAAGGAAAACAAGUGGACUUGAAUGAAAUUUAGUGAAAGAAUAUCUGCAUUGUGUAAAUGUGUCAAGUAUUUAUUUGGAGUGUAAUUUCUGUAAAAAAAUAAAUCUGUGUUGUGUUUAACAGUUA